AUGGCAGCUGCUUGUCCGAACAACGCCUGGACUAUCGCUGCUGAUGGUUGCCUGCCAGCAGACAUCGCAAUCACCUGUGGAAGCUCUCAAGUGACAGUCAGCGUUCUCGUCGAUCAUCUUUACGAGAAUCUCCCCGAAGACUAUCACGACAACGCCCGAAUCGAAUUCGGGGACUGCACUGGCAGCAACAGACCAGAUGCCAACAACACCAUCUCAGAAACCUUCGACCUCAACGCCUGUGGAGGAAGAUUUACUCAAGAUGAAGACAUCUUCGUUGCCUUUUACGUCAAAGGCGUUGACUCAGCAGCUUCGACAGAGGUGCAAGGAACAGACAUUGUUCUUACGCCUGUUUUAUCGUUCGAAGUUGAGUGCGAGUACAGCUCCACAACAACUCUCGAAUCGGUCAAUUUCGACGUUGAUACUCCUGAUGUCGACUACGGCAACGUCACCGGAACCGUCGGAAAUUUCAAUGAUAAGUUCUUAAUGGACUGGUUCUCCGAUUCUGCACUUGAAAAUAAAGAAGAAGUCUCGCUCGGUGACGAGGUUUACAUUCGAACCACCUCUAGCCUCGAAGCGAGCCACAACUACCGACUUACAUCUUGUACCGCCAGUCAAGGCGACAAAACGAUUGAGAUUCUUUCGCAAUGUGACGAGGGCAUCAAGGCUGGAGCGAUGGCCAUCCUUGGUAUCGGCGAAGUCUCUCCUGCCACUGCAGAGAACAGUGGAAUUUAUAGCUUCGGCUUCAAAGUCAGCGAUGAAAUUCUUCUCAAAGAAAAAGAGCCAAAAAAUCUGGCAAUUACAGAACAACGCGUUCCUGAGCGUAAGUUCUCACUCAAACGCGUCAAUUCACUAGCAAAAGCGCGUCAAUCAAUAUGCGAUCAGUUUCAGGCAAUAAGAACCGCACAGACAAUCGGAAGAAUUCAGCGAAACGUCGCCCAAAACAGACCUGUUCAUUUCAAACCACAGCGAUCAAGUACAGUUCCUUCUCCGAAUCUCGCAAGCUCAAAACAAGCCUCAGAAGACGUGCCAAUUCAUGCUCGUCUGCGAGUGAAAACGCGAGGAAAUGCUAGUUGCCGCAGUCACGCCAGUCCGAGACCAAUGACUCCGCUAAAAAGACAAAACGCCAUCUUCGACGAGCCCCGAAUGUCCGAAUCGCCGAGUCCUGGCUCACGCGCUGUGCGAUCAUUGACUCUGCAAUAA
Oikopleura dioica is the source of this 1200-nucleotide messenger RNA. NCBI's taxonomy places the organism in Eukaryota, Metazoa, Chordata, Appendicularia, Copelata, Oikopleuridae. The record is from the annotation of a GenBank genome assembly.